Metopolophium dirhodum (rose-grain aphid) is the source of this 534-nucleotide messenger RNA. RefSeq lists its product as uncharacterized. NCBI's taxonomy places the organism in Eukaryota, Metazoa, Arthropoda, Insecta, Hemiptera, Aphididae. The record is from RefSeq and is a predicted model, not a curated record. The transcript is spliced from 3 exons. The coding region runs from base 1 to 534 and encodes 177 amino acids.
AUGCCGCUGUGGGCAGUUUCGGAUGAUGGUACUGAGGCGCUGAGCGAUCUAACCGUUUGGUCCCCGCUUCCCGGUUGUCUUCGCAUCGAGCCUUCGGUAUAUCGUAGUCUGUUAAAGUACUUUGAACAUUCAUAUAUAAUUGGUAGACAAGUUAUGAAAACAAGAGGAAGACCAAGAAGAGAACCAGUUUACACGCCUCCACUUUUCCCUCCAGAAUUAUGGUCUGUAGCUGAAAGGUUAUCAUCAGGAUUGCCCAGGACGACAAGUACUGCAGAAUCCUGGCAUGGAAAAUUAAAUAGAUUAAUAUCGCCACAUCCGGAACUACAUAAAUUAAUCAAAACCUUACAAUCUACUCAAAACGAAACUGAAGCAGUAAUUGAGAUGCUACUUUAUGGGCGCAGUAAUAAAAAAAUGAAAAUUCAAGUGCAAACCCACAAUAUACGUUUAAAAAAAGUGCAACAAAAAUUCUUAGCUGAUCCAGGUUAUGAUUUACUAAAGUAUUUAAGAGGAAUAGCACAAAAUUUUAAAUUUUAA